UUCCAAAGGCCGGGAAGCAAACUUGGGGGUGAGACCUGAAGAAAGCUGGAGCCAUGCUGACCUUGUGUACUGCGGACAAUCAGACUGCUCCUGGAAAGCCCACGGUCAAUGCAGAGGAGGGAAAUGGGAGUCCUCAAAUCUGCCGUGUGUGUGGGGACAAGGCCACUGGUUAUCACUUCAACGUCAUGUCAUGUGAAGGAUGCAAGGGCUUUUUCAGGAGGGCCAUGAAGCGCAACAUCCGGCUGAGGUGCCCCUUCCGGAAGAGCAACUGUGAGAUCACCCAGAAGACCCGGCGGCAGUGCCAGGCCUGCCGCUUGCGCAAGUGCCUGGAGAGUGGCAUGAAGAAGGAGAUGAUCAUGUCUGAUGCAGCCGUGGAGCAGAGGCGGGCCUUGAUCAGGAGUAAGAGGAGAGCGCGCAUUAGGAUGCAGCCGCCAGGAGCCAGGAGUCUGACUGAAGAGCAGCGGACGAUGAUCAGGGAGCUGAUGGACGCUCAGAUGAAAACCUUUGACACCACCUUCUCCCAUUUCAAGGAUUUCCGGCUGCCGGAGGUGCUUAGCAGUAGCCGUGAGAUCCCACAGUCUAUGCAGACUCCGUUGGGAGAAGAAGCUACCCAGUGGAGCCAGAUUAGGAAAGACCUGUGCUCAGUGAAGGUCUCUCUGCAGCUGCGGGGGGAAGAUGGCAGUGUCUGGAACUACAGACCCCCAGCUGACAACGGUGGGAAAGAAAUCUUUUCCAUGCUGCCGCACAUGGCUGACAUGUCAACCUACAUGUUCAAAGGCAUCAUCAACUUUGCCAAAGUCAUCUCCCACUUCAGAGACUUGCCCAUCGAGGACCAGAUCUCCCUGCUGAAGGGGGCCACGUUUGAGCUAUGCCAGCUGAGGUUCAACAUGGUGUUCAAUGCAGAGACCGGGACCUGGGAGUGUGGUCGGCUGUCCUACUGCCUGGAAGACCCUGAAGGUGACUUCCAGCAGCUUCUCCUGGAGCCUGUGCUGAAAUUCCACUACAUGCUGAAGAAGCUGCAGCUGCACAAGGAGGAGUAUGUACUGAUGCAGGCCAUCUCCCUUUUCUCCCCAGACCGCCCAGGUGUCGUACAGCGCAGUGUGGUGGACCAACUGCAGGAGCGAUUCGCCAUUGCCCUGAAAGCCUACAUCGAGUAUAAUCGGCCCCAGCCCGCCCAUCGGUUCCUGUUCCUGAAGGUUAUGGCUACACUCACCGAGCUUCGCAGCAUCAGUGCCCAGCACACACAGCGGCUGCUGCGCAUCCAGGACGUCCACCCCUUUGCUACCCCACUCAUGUGCGAGCUGUUCAGCAUCUCAGACCGCUGA
Pteropus alecto (black flying fox) is the source of this 1325-nucleotide messenger RNA. It is a transcript of the gene NR1I2, whose product is annotated as nuclear receptor subfamily 1 group I member 2. The coding region runs from base 54 to 1325 and encodes 423 amino acids. Gene Ontology annotation, molecular function: RNA polymerase II cis-regulatory region sequence-specific DNA binding; nuclear receptor activity; zinc ion binding. The record is from RefSeq and is a predicted model, not a curated record. Gene Ontology annotation, biological process: positive regulation of transcription by RNA polymerase II; negative regulation of transcription by RNA polymerase II; cell differentiation. The transcript has 8 exons. NCBI's taxonomy places the organism in Eukaryota, Metazoa, Chordata, Mammalia, Chiroptera, Pteropodidae.